This is a messenger RNA of Paramecium tetraurelia, 998 nucleotides long. RefSeq lists its product as uncharacterized. The transcript has 3 exons. Gene Ontology annotation, molecular function: arginase activity; manganese ion binding. Lineage: Eukaryota; Ciliophora; Oligohymenophorea; Peniculida; Parameciidae. Gene Ontology annotation, cellular component: cytoplasm; cytosol; nucleus. The record is from RefSeq and is a predicted model, not a curated record.
AUGAAUCAGUGGAAAUUCGUUCGUAAUGCUGUUGGAUUGUUUGGUUCUGCAGUUCAUGAAGGAUAAACAAAAACAGGAACAGAAUUGGCACCAAGAGCACUCAGAGAGGGUGGUCUCAUAUCAGCCUUGUAUAAUUUGGGUUGGGAAAUUAAUGAUAUGGGAGAUAUCUAAGGUAAGAAUUACAGACUCCACAACGUCAAAAGUCAAUAGUUUCGUAACAGUCAACAAAUAGGUGUUAUCAAUGGAGAAAUCAAUAAGAAAUCCUUUGAUAUUGCUAAACAAAAUAAAUUCAUGCUGAAUAUUGGAGGAGAUCAUAGUGUAGCCAGUGGGUCCAUUCAUGGUUUGUUACAACAUUAUGGAGAUGAUUUAAGAGUUGUUUGGGUAGAUGCUCACGCUGAUUGCAAUUAUGAGAUUGGACCAAAUAGAAAUUAUCAUGGAAUGCCAUUGGCUCAUCUAUAUGGUUCCAUAGUAGAACCAAUCAAAAGAUUGGAUCCAAAGAAUCUCAUUUACGUUGCCAUUAGAGAUAUAGAUCCUAUGGAAAGAGAAUUUAUUAGAGACUAGAAGAUAGUAUAUUAUGGUAUGGAUGAAAUCAUAGAAUUGGGUAUUGGGUAAGUGAUGAAUAGAAUUCUUAAAUAAUUUGAAGGAAAACCUAUUCAUGUGAGUUUCGAUGUUGAUUCAAUUGACCCUGAAUUUGCACAUGGAACUGGUACUCUUGUGGAUGGAGGAAUUACUUAUAGAGAAGCUCACUAUUUACUUAGGAAAUUAGCAUCAUCAAAAUAAUUAGUAGGAAUGGACUUGGUUGAAGUAAAUCCUUAAUUGGAAACAACCCCUGAAUUUAGAGAAGAGUUUUUUGGUGACUUUUAAUAAAUUGGUCGCAUUCAAGGAACAUAAACAGUGGCUUUAGGAAUUGAAUUAAUAGCUUCUGCAUUAGGUAGAACACUUGUCUUGUGAAUAUUGUAUAUAUAUCUAAAAAUAAAUUGAAAUUUAAAUUUUAUUUA